UCGACCAACGAAAGCAGCAAAUAAAUGAACCGGUUAUCAAAUAUUAUUAUGAUAUCAUCGAUUUGUGUAAGAAAUAUGAUCCACUUAUGUCAGACAAACAAAAAAUUCGUAAAUUAACCAAUGGACUUAAAUUGUCAUUAUACCAAGAAGCUAUUAAAGAAACUUACUCAACAUCAUUCGAUUUUUUGAUAAAGGUACAACAACUGGAAAAUAUUCAGAAGUUGAUCGAAUUACGACAAAAUCAAACAGCCCAAGUAUCAACCAUAACAAAUCGAGAAGACAAAUUAUCAUUAUCAACACAGGUACAUUCUUAUCAAAUAUCGAGUCGACAAUCGAACAAUUAUCCGACAAAAUCGACAUAUUAUUCUUCAUCGACACAAAAUGAUUAUCCAUAUCCAACGCAACAAUCGUUUUCACCAACAUCAAACCAAUAUUCACCAUAUGAACACUCUGAAUUUAAUCAGAAUCAACAAUAUCCAAUAUCACAGUUCUCUCAAUCGCAACACAUGUACAUUCCGGUAAAUGGUAAUCGAUUACAAUGUCUUUUAGAUACAGGAGCUAGUAAUACAUUUAUUCAUACAUCAACAUUAUCCCAUAUCAGACACAAUCCAAUUAAGCGAAUCAAAGGUAAGUAUACACUGGCAGAUGGAAAUACCACAGUCGAUAUCGAUGGAGAAGUCGAAAUUUAUAUUCAAAUAGGACACAUUAGAACGAAAAUUACUGCAUUUAUAUCAAAAUCUUUAUCAACAUCAUGUAUAUUAGGUCAAGAUUGGAUGAGAAAGUAUGCAGUCGAUAUUUGCCAAUCAAGUAAAUUAAUUAUCAUAUACACAGCAAGAUCAUCAGCUAUUAUAUCGAUGGACGAUAAUAUGGACAAACAUAAUUUUAACUUAAAGUUAGCUAAUACCAUAGUAUUAAAACCACAACAUGAAACAAUUGUUCGACUUAAAU
Messenger RNA from Didymodactylos carnosus, 948 nucleotides. NCBI's taxonomy places the organism in Eukaryota, Metazoa, Rotifera, Eurotatoria, Philodinida, Philodinidae. The record is from the annotation of a GenBank genome assembly.